AUGGGCUCCUUCUCCAUCACCAUGGGUGUCAUCCUCCUCCUGGCCUUUUGGCUUCCAGGCCAUAUUGGAGCAAACCCUGUAUACAGUGCAGUGUCCAACACAGAUCUGAUGGAUUUCAAGAACCUGCUAGACCAUCUGGAGGAGAAGAUGCCGUUAGAAGACGAGGUCGUGCCCCCACAGGCCCUGAGUGACCAGAGCGAUGAAGCACCAGGGGCAGCACUUAGCUCUGUCCCUGAGGUUCCUUCCUGGACUGGGGAGGUCAACCCACCUCAGAGAGACAGCAGCACCCUUGGGCGCAGCCCCUGGGACCCCUCCGAUAGAUCUGCCCUCUUGAAAAGCAAACUGAGGGCUCUGCUGGCUGCCCCUCGGAGCCUACGGAGGUCCAGCUGCUUCGGGGGUAGGAUCGACAGGAUUGGAGCCCAGAGCGGACUGGGAUGCAAUAGCUUCCGGUACCGAAGAUAACAGCCAGGGAGGAAAAGUAGCCAGAUUUGCUGGGGCAGAUUGCAGAAGACCCUAAGCCCUGCGGUGUGUCACACAGCUUGGUCUCAUUGUCACUGAGGUGUGGCGAACACC
Molecule: messenger RNA, 573 nt
Organism: Phodopus roborovskii (desert hamster)
Lineage: Eukaryota; Metazoa; Chordata; Mammalia; Rodentia; Cricetidae
Gene: Nppa
Product: natriuretic peptide A
Exons: 3
Coding region: 1-462 (153 amino acids)
Biological process (GO): neuropeptide signaling pathway; negative regulation of systemic arterial blood pressure; receptor guanylyl cyclase signaling pathway
Cellular component (GO): nucleus; extracellular region; cytoplasm
Molecular function (GO): hormone activity; hormone receptor binding
Source: RefSeq, a predicted model, not a curated record